Molecule: messenger RNA, 1833 nt
Organism: Vanessa tameamea
Lineage: Eukaryota; Metazoa; Arthropoda; Insecta; Lepidoptera; Nymphalidae
Product: nudC domain-containing protein 1
Exons: 2
Coding region: 81-1808 (575 amino acids)
Source: RefSeq, a predicted model, not a curated record
UCGCUUAAAAACAUUUCGACGUGUAAUUUAUAAUUUUAGGUAAUUUUUCAUUAAGGAUAGCAUUGUACAAUUAAUAAGUUAUGCCUCUUUCACUAGUAGAUUUGCGACCAGACAGGCGCCUCUUAGAUCACGAGUUUGAAGGUUACAAACUAAACUUGCAAACUCUUCCGCAUUUCUGUCUCGAUCUUUCUUCUCCGGUCGAUAAAGUUUAUCCAGACGAAGCACAAUAUUCAUUCGUACACGCAAAGCUCUUUGCUCUUCAUAACCAUCUAAUCUUAGAUUUUUGGGAUCAUCAAUACAACUAUUAUUAUAUCGACAAUCGACAGCAAGUAUGUAAUGUGACUUUUGACAAUAUAAACAAUACAUUCCAAAGUGCCGUUGUUUAUGAUGUGCCAGCUCACGUUGAAAGGAAGUCUGGUCAUUUUAAUCUUUGCCUCACAUUUCCAUCUAGCAAUUUAGCUGUGGUCAGUGAUGGUACUGGGUACAUACACAUUAUUGAAACAGGAACGCGGAAUAGACCUGCAAGUGAUAAACAAACCUGGCAAACUUUAUUCUCGAUUUUAGCUCUAGGAAAAGAUAAGUAUUUCACAAUUGUAGACACACGAAUGGAAGAAAAUGACAAUGUUGAAUUGUUGCACUGUCUCUUACAAUCUGUUGAGCAGAGUGAAAAACACUUUGAAUCUGUCUUAAGUUGGGUAACUUUUGAAAAUUAUGACGAAACGUGGAAACAGUCGACUCUAAGGCAAGUCAGAGGAAAAGGUAUUAUCCACUAUGCAGCUCUCGAAACUAGCUGUAGAGCCCUUUAUGUGGCUUCAGAUAACUUAUUUAAGUUUACUUUAGAUUCAGAGAAAGACAUUAUUCAACACAAAGAGGAACCACGACAAAUCAUAUACACGUGGCUUCAGACCUCAGAUGAUAUUACCAUAACAUUGAAAUUACAAAAUAACUUUGAUAAAAAGUUGCUGUUUGUAAAUGUGACCCCUUUAUCAGUGAAGAUAAGUUAUGCUGGUAAAGUUUUUGUGGAAGGGAAGCUGUGUCAUAAUGUGGAUAAUGAACUUACAACAUGGAAUGUUGAAGACAAUGGUCAAGUAGAUAUUCUAAUAACAAAAUCUGAAAGUCAACUUUGGAAUGAGUUACUGGAAGGAGGAGAUAAAAAUGGUGAACAAAUUCUUGAUGCAGGUUUGGUAGAAGAGGUGCAUAAGAGACUGGCUCAUUUGUGUUCUGAUACUGAAGUUAAAGCAGAUCAGAGUGUGCCCGGUCUCAAUACUCAGGAGUUAGAAGAAUGUGAUGCAGCAUCUGAAGAGGACACUGUUUUGGUCCGCAUGGAUAUAACAAGUCAUGAGAUAACGCACAAGAUCCCACUGAGUGUGCAUCAAUAUUUAUUUAACACUAAGCUGGAAACACACGAGGCCCCAGCAUUAGCUCUUAGACAUGAUGUUGAUGCCUGCAUAUGGCAACCUUAUGCAGAAAUAGUCAACUCCCAUACAUGGCCAGUAAAGCAUCAUGGAACUCUCAUGGCAUUUGGUUAUGUACAGUCAUCAAAACCGAACAGAAAGUUUGUUACAUGUUCUCCGAGCUUUUCCUACAGUGUGGUUUGUGAAGCCACUCGUCAUAUACUUAUCUAUAAGAGUUCUAGUGACCACGAUUGUCAGUUGAGGAAAAGAACUGAAGGAGUUAUGAAAAAUAUUAAAGUUGGACAACAACAUGUUGUUAAUAUUGAUAAAUAUGGUGAAGUUUUGGGUAUCCAUGCAACUAAUGAUUACUUAUUCAUUUUGACCGACACUAGAUUUGUGGCAAUUGGUAUUUAAAAUAAAGUAAUUUAUGUUAAUAUUA